AUGACCAAGCGAUACAUAUGUCAAUUCUGUGCCCGCUCGUUCUCCAGGUCGGAGCACAAGCUCCGACACGAGCGAUCACACACCAAAGAGAAGCCAUUCCAAUGCUCAAUCUGCAAAAACGGGUUUGUCAGGCGGGACCUGCUGCAGCGGCACCUUCGGACGGUUCACGGUUUGGUGUUGAAACACAGUAUUGACGGAAACAUUUCCACCAACGAUGAUCUGUUAAAGUCACCAUCUGCUGCAAACGGAGGGUCGGGUGAGAUUGUGUCCACCAAUCUACAGUUUUCAGCUCUGCCCACGUCGCCAAGUGACUUAGAUCAGGUGGAAGACAACGCCGCUAUCUUGGCAGAAAAAACCGUUGUAUCGCUUCUCACGCUGUCUAAUCGAUUCAGACACCUGAACAUGGAGCUCAAGAACUCAAUUACCAACUAUAUCAUAGUGUUUGGUAGCAGCAAAAAAUGGCAAGAAGAUCUUCCCUCAACCAACAUUAACAAGUUAUUAGCCAUCAACGAACUAGACGAGAUGCUCUACUUGGUGGUCUGCCUAGGGGCAUGCCAAAUAAAUGAGUUUGAGGACGCCAUUACAAUGUUCAACAAAAGCUGGGAAAUCAUUAUCGAUAAGAUCAGCAAUUCCAAGAUCAACUAUAACUCAGGCGAGAUCUUCAACAGAUUUGUUGAUAAUUUGAUCAUUCUUGGUUACAUUUACCUCAAUUACUUUAUCAACUUUUCCAACAGUUCGAAGUAUAGUUAUGAGCAGCUAUACAAAAAGAUCGCAAUUCCAAUUGACGUAUUAUUCGAGUAUCUCAAUAAUAUUAUCAGCACGCAUAUGGCCAAUAGAGAUGGACAACCACAGGGAACUUCUGCUCCAAGCAAACUUCCCAGCGAUAUUGCAGACCACAGUUCUAGACGUGGGCUAGAACCUUUUAUUUAUUGGAAUGCAUAUUUACUUCUCUCGCACUAUUCUUUUGUUUUCAACAAGUCACCAUCCUCGCUGCACUUAUACCUUCUCAACAAAUGUCUUCCAGAAGAGCAGCUAACAGAUCAAUCCGGUAGUGACGAAACUCUUGGUCAACUAAUUACUAAUUUAUCUGUGAUUUCAGGCUCGUUUCAAAACUUUGUGAACCAUGAUGAUCUAACGCUGAAAGAGAAAGCAAUCAUAUGCGGGUUAAUGAAUGAGCUUCAGAUGGUUAAAUUUAACGAGACCAACAAACUGAGCAAGAAUGUCAUACUCCAACAAGGACUAUUCAAGGAUAACAAGAAUUUUCUGCACAACGCUAUCAUAUUAGCAAAUAAAAAUUUCAAUGUCUCUGGAAAGCUUGCUUCCAACUGUGACGACGAGUUCAUUCGACUUCUGUCUAUAGUGAAGAGAAAGCUACUCAUCAAUUGCCCAUUGAAAUUUACUGAUUUACUUUCAAAUUACCUGAUCAUACCCAAAAGUGAGUACAAUUGGACUCUUCUGGCUCUCACGUUGAAGGAAUUCAUUUUUGAGACUGAAUCGUUGAUCAAUGAUAAAAACUUUCUCAACAAUGACAAGCCUAUCAUCGAGUUUGAUUUGUCAAAAAUGAUAAACUUGCUAGGUAUUGAAGCUAGCAAUUCAAACGCAGCCCCCGAGCUGACUGAUGAGGAAAUAUACAAGAACAUCCACAAUUUCAUAUCCACACCAUUCAACUACAAUUUCCUUAUAAACAACAACUUAGGAAUCACUUUACUACCCUGUCUUCUUCUUGCGCUAAUCCUGAACGAAAAUAGCCUGAUGUUUCACCGAAAAUCUCUAAAUCUGCCAGUGAACAAUCUUAUCAUGGUGGAAUUUAUUAUCGGAAAUUUUUUGAUGCUGAUAAGGAUUUUGAAUUUCUAUCGAAAAAGAUAUUUCAUUGAUCUGUCAAAUCCUUUGGAAAAAAGUUGGAUUUCACGAAACACAAGUAAUCCGCCGGAUGCAUCUAACAAUGCUAACGCAUCUGAAGAUGAAGAGCAAGGAGAUGAGGAGGAAGAUGAAAGCAUUAUUUUAUCCGUCAUAUUCUACGUGAUCAACGAAUUAGGCAGGAAAUACACGUACACUCCGCCUGUUGCAGGCGAACGGCGCCGAGCAAAUAGCAUAUCCAUUGGUGAGUUCAGCAACAAUAACGAGAAAAUGAAAAAGAUGAUGAGCUCCAAGGAAAAUAAACAUGGUUCUGACAAACCAGAAGAUACCUUGAAAGCGCAAAUUACUAGCGAUAUCAAGUUCCAAAACAUCAUGAAAAAUGUUCAUUCAAGUUUUCUGUGCUGGCUGAAACUUUACAGAUCUGACUUCACUCAAUUGGAACAAUUCAUUAACGUGCUCGGCAAGGUGUUAGAAAAUGACAUUUAUUUAAGACUUCAAAAUCAGAAGGCUGGUGGCAGCCCUCAUAAUCUGGACGUAUUUAAUCUUAUUUCCAGUCAUCCGCAACCAAACCCUGAAACCCAGUUUUUUGGCUCACCUAUAACUACCUUUGGGCAAAGAGCCCCGCCGUCAACUUCCAACGAUACCGGCUAUUAUCAACAGCAUUCAGAUCUCUAUGGUCAGCAAAAGCUUCCGUCAUUUGUCGGUCAACAUUUACAAGGAUCGUUGUCGCCUCCGGGCACAAAUCCUAUUCUGAUAAAUAAAGAUGAUGAUCGGAUUCUGCUGCCCCCAAUCAACCAGAGCAACAGGCAGCUACCAAAUCCUUUUCGUGCUACCGCCGCAUCAAAACCAGGACUGGCAGGAACAGAGGGUCUGAGCGAGCUCAUCCAAGCGGCCUCGACGGUCGUUGAGCAAGACAAGAAGUGA
Molecule: messenger RNA, 2781 nt
Organism: Ogataea parapolymorpha DL-1
Lineage: Eukaryota; Fungi; Ascomycota; Pichiomycetes; Pichiales; Pichiaceae
Product: Zinc finger protein
Exons: 1
Coding region: 1-2781 (926 amino acids)
Biological process (GO): regulation of transcription by RNA polymerase II
Cellular component (GO): chromatin
Molecular function (GO): RNA polymerase II cis-regulatory region sequence-specific DNA binding; DNA-binding transcription factor activity, RNA polymerase II-specific
Source: RefSeq, a predicted model, not a curated record